AAGCCGUGUGUGUCCAUAUUUCAGUCUGUGUCUGUUAACGUGUCUGUUGUCCUAUCUGUGUCCAUUUUACAGCUGUGACCACUCCACAAUAAAAGGCAAAACCAGAUAUUCUCAUAACUACCGCAUGGCUCUUUAACAUCUCAAUCAGGCUUCCUUCUCAUACGUGACGGAAAGUGAACAGAUUGGUUUAUUUUUCUCAUCCAGAUUUCUCUCAGAAUUGACCAUUUGCCACCCACCCCAACAAACGGUCAUUUGAAUCUUUUACACGAGAUGUGUAUCGAUAUGACCUUAAUCAGGGUACUGGUUUGGUUACUCUUCCAGUGGGAUCUUUUCUGUGAGUUUGAUUUGUAGUCUGCUUCCUACAACCACUGGUGGAAUUCUGUAAUAUGGAGUAAUAAUCACUAAUAACAACCCCACCCCGUGAGAGAAAGACAUACACUAUGUUGGGGGAAAACAUAAAUGAUAUUUCAAAUGUGUAGCAUGUUGAUAUGAAUGCCGUUUGUUUCGUUUCUCAUGUGAUGUUUGCUGCGUGCAGUCAGUCGGUUAGAGGCAAUACAGACGAAUAUGAUUAAUACAUUUAUUUUGCAUUGCAUAAACAAUAGGGACUUUUGAGAGCCUGAAGAAACGUCCAUCAUUCACUGUUUUUUGAUGGUGGUUCGUGGAAGCUUUAUGUGGAGAGAAAUUUAGUAAACACCAAUCGGUGGCGUGUGCGCGCUAUGUGCAAAGAUGGGUCAUCUCGGAACCGCAGUGGCCGGCCCGCCUUGCCGGCCGUGACCGUCAGGAACCGGUCGCGUCGCUGAACGAAGCCGUUGGAAGGGCAGCCGCGCGCUACCUCGAGCGACUGUUUAAUUUGGGCGCGUACGCAUCCCGUCCCGCGUCUCCUCGCGCUUUUCAUACGGACGAUGUUCUGUAAAAUUUAGUGCUGACUGUUGUGUAUGGGUGUCAUUCACUGAUAUUCUUGCUGAUGUGGCCCUAUUAAAGGGGGGAGGGGGGGGGGUCUGUGGGAUUCGCCGAGAUGGAGAAUGAGCUUCUUUUGUCUUCAAGGCAUUUCCUAAAGUGCUGAGGUUGCAUCAUCUUUCUGCCGGUCUGCUGCAGCCGGAGAUCUGAAUUCAGAGCGUAUCCCAACUUUUCGUGGCGCCGGAGAAGGACGGAGGCAAAGAUCCGUGUGUUUCCAGAUCUGAACAGUGGGCAGCAGCUCUCGUGGCAUGACGACCACCAGCAAGGGAAGCAAGGCCUUGAAGGUUAAAAGGGAGCCAGGGGAGAAUGGGACCAGCCUUACGGAUGACGAGCUGGUGACCAUGUCGGUGCGGGAGCUGAACCAGCACCUGCGCGGCCUCUCCAAGGAAGAGAUCCUGCAGCUGAAGCAGCGGCGGCGCACGCUGAAGAACCGCGGUUACGCAGCCAGCUGCCGUGUGAAGCGCGUCACGCAGAAGGAGGAACUGGAGAAGCAGAAGGCGGAGCUGCAGCGCGAGGUGGAGAAGCUGGCCUCCGAGAACGCCAGCAUGAAGGUGGAGCUGGACGCGCUGCGCUCCAAGUACGAGGCCCUGCAGAGCUUCGCCAGGACAGUGGCCCGCGGCCCCGUGGCCCCCGCCAGAGGCCCCAUCGCCUCCGUCAUCGGGCCUCUCGUUCCAGGCAAGGUGGCCACCACCAGCGUCAUUACGAUAGUCAAGUCAAAAACGGACGCCCGGUCUUAGUAUCUGGGCCGAGCCUGAGAAGGGGUUGAGGGGGAGGGGGGGAGGGUGAGAGAAGGGAGGAGCUAAUCAGGCAGAACAUGGUCAAUGCUUCAUCACUGAGCACAGGAGGAAUCUAAUUGGUUUACCUUUGACGUCAAGCCCAGCCUAUCCCAAGCAGUCUCCCAACAAGCCAACAGAUGGGGGUGGGGUGGGGGGGCAAGCUGUUUGAGGUGGACCCACCACCAACCUGGCAGGCUACCCGCACAUCUGCCGAGAUAGAGAGGCUGGGACCUAUAGACAAAAGACCAGGGCAGCACGACAACCCACCUGGGUCUGUCGCUGAAAGCGAUGAACAUUUAACUGCCACAAAACAGUGGAGGACUAGAGCCCAGCUCAGACUGGCUGUCACCCCAGGCCAAAUCAUGUCGCAAAACGUCUUUUUGCAUUUGUACGGUUUUUAUUUUCCUUGUGGUGUUCAUAUGGGUCCAAGUGUAUCCUGAUUGUGAUGUUCCUAAGCCGUCUCAUGGCUCGUUCACAAUGCCGUAUUUCUGUGUGUUCUCGGCCCACAUUGUCCAAUCAACUUCUAACACUGUAACGCACCAGUAUCCCAGUACGGCCUCGUCUUGGCUCCUUGUGGAGCACAUGGACCUUUUGAGGGGUGAAACGACACUUUCUGCAAGACUUUUCUCACUCCGGUACACAACGUUGCAGAUGUAGCUCUCUUUGUGGAGGGAACGGACUAAACACCAUAACUGCUUCAGCUAAAAUCACUAUGUGUAUUCAUUACGUACAAAAUACCUGUGCGCAGUGAUUUGCACUGACCAGCUGUUCUCAGGAGAGCUAAAGGUUAAAAGCUGAUGGGAUUUUGACUUUGAGCAGCAGCUGUAGGAUAGGAUCCUAAGUUUUGGUUAAAAGAACUGUUUGCAUGAUUGGGGUUUUCUCUUCAGAAACAAGAAAAUAACGGGGCGUGCCACUAUUUGAAAGACUGGAAUGGUGUUAUUUAGGGUUCAGCAGUAGGGGGGCAAUAAUGUAUUGAUGUGCAGGUAAUAAUAAUAAUAAUAAUUAAUAAUAAUGAUGAUGAUGAUGGGUGUCGCUAAAAGGAUUUGUUUGGUUAAAUGUUUUCUGAUUGGAGAAAAGUGCUUGUUGCUGCUGGUUUCUAUAACUACGAGGUAUUUGGUCCUUCACUGGCAGAGAACAGCGACGUUCCUACGAUUUUCCGGAAUGUUCUUCACAAGCUCAAAAAGGGUUAGGUACUAUUUGACGCCUUUCAGAAAUUUGAAGAUUGUUCAACUGUGUACCAUCAAAGAUGGAGGUCACAAUUAUUUGAUUUGUGCUAGGUUUAAAAAUAGCAUUUUUUGUCAUAAAAAUGGGGACAGGCUGACCAAUAGACAUAUUCUCAAGCUUUACUAUAAAGUUAUUGGUGUCUGUAUUCUGAGGAUCUUUGUCCAUGUUCAAGUUUUGAUUUUAUAAAUACAUAGAGUAUCUUACAUUAUUUAUAAAAUCUUAAAAAAAAGAAAAAAAAAACUUGUUUGAUAUCUUUUUGCAAUUGUACCAAAAGUGGCUUACUAUUGAAGUCGAUAGCUUUUUCUAGUGACUAGGCGCGUACUGUGGACUAGCGCGUGGCGUGACGUGUAAGUGACAAGGUGACAGUAUUGUUCACUAUAUGGAUGUGAUGCUGUUCUUUAAUUUAGAGAAACUACAGGUGAUGUAAGCAGGGUCCCAUGGCCACCCCCCUAUCUCCUCCUUGUUCUCCUGACCGCAGUUGAUUUUGUUCCAACUUGUGUCCAGCCUGGGGGGGGGGGGGAGCGGGGUCCACAGGCACAUGCUAAUUCCAAGUGCCGAAUGCUACACCUGGACGUUACGCUGUACUAAUGGCUGUUCCUUCAGCCAAGGAAUAGAAGCUCGCUCCCUGACCCAACCCUGGCCCGCUGCGCUUUAGCCAACGUCUCACCUAAGCUGCUCCUUCGAAUCUACCGUACCUCACUGCUCCCCUGCCAGCCGGCUUGCUUUCAUUGGCUGUGCGUCGUGUGUAAACGAGCACCCACUCACUCGGCUCACCGGCGCGUAUGGCGAGGCCCCGGAAUCUGGAAGCCUUAGUGCAGUGGAGGGCUCGAGGUCAUUACGCCGGUGGUUAGUGCAAUGGACACCCCUGGGGGUGCCUCGGCAGUGUGUCUGUGUGACCCCUGACCCGUUAAUGCUGGCUUCUGUGUUAAGGUCCACAACCACUAGUAACCUUUUUCAGUUGAUGUAGUCUGGCAGGAGGAGUCUGUAUAACCUUCUGAUUGUAACGCCACCAUUAAAGCCUCAAUCUAAAGAAGAAAAAAAGCAAGGGAAACCACAAGAACAUAGCUACACGCAUCUGGACAAGCCAUGGGCAGAGUUACAUCACCUCUUAACUUAUUUUUGUGGUGUGUGAAUUAUUUUUGUGUAAAUCUCUUCGAUAUAUUCAAUGCAAAAAAGGAUCUAUUUUUGUUUUCGGUUUUGUUUCAGAAAUGCCGGUCGUGUGAGUUUCUGGCACUGCUGCACUGUAAAAUGAAACGAACAGACUCAAUGUAAUUUCUGUCCCCUGUCCAUGCAGAGGGGCACGGUUUUUUUUUUUUAUUUAUUUUUUUUUUAAAUCUGGAGCAGUCCAUUUAAUCUAGAAACAAAAUGGCAAGAGGUAGGGAUUCUGAGAGUUACUGCUGUGCAGUAUCGGUGACUGCUGUCUGCAGCCCUACAGAACCUAAGGACAGUCCAUACAGACACCUGCAUGUACGGCUCUGUUUUAGGUUAGCAUCUCCAGCACUCUCAGCUACUAUAAACAUUUUGCUCACCCCCCCUCCCGUCACAUUCCCUGCUCCCUUCAGUGUUUUGGUUUAAUUUACCAAAGUGAGUUAGGAAAUUGAAAUGAAUGAAAACAAGUGCGUAAUUUUAGUCCCAGGUUGCAUAGGCAGGCGAGGCGAUGGGAGUAUGAAGGAGGCCGUGCGUAUGCCGUCCAUGCUGGGGGAGGGGGCUUAGUGAGCCCUCUGUAUGUAAGACUGCCCUCCAGGUCGCGUCCCGCAUUUUUGCUGUCAAAGAGCGGUAUACUUAUGGUGGUUGUGGCUGUUUAGGAAAUAAAAAUAUAGGUCAAAAUACUACUGUGUGUGUGUGUGUGUGUGUGUGUGUGUGUGUGUGUGUGUGUAUGUGUAUGUGUAUGUGUGUGUCUGUAUACACAUUUGUAUACCCAUGCUACUGUGUUAAGGAACCUUCCCCUUGAGGAUAAGCUACAGCCUUGGGGGGGGGGGGGGUCCCCUUUGACUCCCCUGAGCCCUAGGAUGCUGGGGGAGGCUGGUCCCUCCAUAAGCCCCACUGGUGGAUGAAAGGGGGUUUUGAAAUGUUUAGUCUGAGACAUGGCAAGUGUGCCUGUCAGCUGCUCCACCUGGCGACCCAGAAAGUGGGGCCCUCAAAUCCCGCUCUCAAGUCGAGACACUUGGCCUUAACUGUGCGUGCGGCAAACUUGGGCGUCCGAGUGCAUCUUCAGAUUGCCUGUGAGGUUUAAGGCAGCCUUGCUGUUGGUCGUAACUUACGCUGCAUUUUUGAGUCCAUUUUUAUAUUAAUGAAUUUAAAAGUGCAAGGUUUUUUAUGAUCGAAAAGUACAAGCCUUUUUUGCCCCCUAGUUAAGCAUUUGAACACUGGAAAACAUACCUGAGGCAUUUGGAUUUAUACCUGUUUAUCUAUAUAUAUAUGGUUAGUAUUUUUUUUCCCUUCCACUUUGGGUUUUUAAUGAACUUCUCAUUUGACUGGUGAUCUGUGAAAUCGUUCGUAUGGAGUUUCCCCUAUGUUCUCUCUUGGCAUUGCUUUCGUAUCAGUGUUGCCGUUCUCUUUUUGCCGUGGCAGUCCUGUUGCGUGAACCCUGUGUGAACAACUUGUAAAGGUUUUAAACAAAACAAAAAAAGCGAAGCGCUCGUGUAACAUGAAUCGCCGCCGCCCGAGCCUUCGAGGACGGGUUGGUGUCUGCGUGUACGUCGUGAAUGUUGUGGACAAGUGAAUUUUUCCUUUUAUCCUUUUUUUUUUUUUUAAAUUAUGCAAUUCAGUGGGCUUCAGGGAUGAGACUGGAACUAUAGGCUUGGAUGCUUGGAUAAGUAUCGUCAUAAACGUCACAGAAGUCACUAGUUUUAUACGGAGCGCUUAUGUAUCUGUGACUCUUGUCAGAUCCUGUUAUCCCUUUACUUUCACCACGCUUAUCUGAUAUCCCCUCUCCUUCCUUCGAAUGCAGUGUCGCUCGGAUUACUCUGGCAGAAGCUGUUCUGCAACAGAUGGAUACCAGUCUGAACAGAUCUUUGUUUGAGGAACAAAAAGUUAACCCCCCCACCCGCAACUAUUUGUGUAUUAGCUUAUAACUAUAAAUAAUUUUCUGGCGCAGUGGAACGUUUUCUCGGCAACAACCGUGAUUCUGAACGCGAAGCACAGAUCUGACACCUCCACAUCUUAAGUUUGCUAGCAGGUCGGUGAAUAGACAUCAGUCCAGGCCAGGCCAGUCAAUGCUGGGUUCUGCACUCAUGUGACUAAGUGAAAGCUGUUUAGCCCCAGAAUUUUGGUUUGCAUGAUUGAACAGUAUUUUUUCUUUCUUGGUGUACAGCAUCAGCGUGUGGUACACUGUCAACUAAACCUAUCACAGAGGCAGGGUGAAUACCGUGGAUUAAUUUUCUUUGUAUUUUUACUAAUUUAUCUGGCGUGAGCUUCUACAGAAAUCUGUGUCCACUGUGAGAAGAUGCGACAGCAGAAGCUAAAUCCGAACGUUAUCCCACCCUUCAAGUCUUUGAUCUUGAUGUCAGCGUUUAAAGGAACUCAUGUAGCAGGCAAGCAGCUCCGCACCACGUUUAAGGCCAUAUAAUUAGCAGUGGCAGCUGAAAUACUUAUUGUAAAUGAACAGAAUUAUUCUUUUGUUUUUUGAAUAUGGGGGAAAGGGAAAGGGCUCAGACUCACUGGCGCUUUCAUUCAUUUUCUCGUGUUAAUUUGGGUUCCCACUUGAAUUUUUUUUUUCUUCUUCAUCGGGGCGACUGAGGUAACAGGUUUACUUGCUGGAUUCGGAGUACUGCACUGCACUGCACUGCACUUGUAGCUGCACAUUAACAUCCUAUGUUGCUGCUAGAACAGUCUUUACUUUGUGCUGUGGAAUUUCUGUGCUCGGAGGGGCUGACAUGAAACAAAACGUUUAGGACAGGGGGGUGGGAUAAUGGAAGCCCUUUUAUUGUGGAUAUCUGAUAUUUAUCUGAAUGGCGUUUUUGUUUUCUGUCCAGUUCUUUUGAAUAUGUUACAUAAUUUUGAUUCCAAGUGAGAUGUAAUGUUUGUCUUUUACUGAAGAAAUAGUUCAUUGGGACUUGGGCGAUAGCAAUCCAGGCUUCAGACUGCAUUUAAUUUGUUUAUUUUUUUUUUUUUAGUCAAACCACAUGUCUGUGUCAGUUGGUAAGCAUAUGACUGCAUAUGACUAUCUAGCUCUGCAGAGUCGGGUAUUUGUGUCUCCAAAGUAUCAAGUGAGAAAUUUUAAAGCUAUAAAAAGUAGUAACUUUAUGAAUAUGGUAAAUAAUGAUGAUAAAACUGUUUUUUGUUAUUUUUCUGUAUGGGGUGUUAAAUUAUGAUAUCACAGUGCUUUGUAUGGGGGGAACACAGAGGUAAAGUUGAUUUAAUUGUAAGUAUUUAUUAACUAAAUUAUUGUACUUUUUGCAAUCUGUAGAUAAGUAAUAUGAUGUAUUCGUAUAUAACAACCAUGAAAUUAACUGUUUCACUAUCAGUCCGAAGCGUCUUUAAUUUAUUGAUGUAUAUACUGUAUGUUGAUAUACAGCUUACUUUAUUUUGUAUAUGACCAAUAAACACAUUUUAAAAAAGA
This is a messenger RNA of Brienomyrus brachyistius, 7518 nucleotides long. It is a transcript of the gene mafgb, whose product is annotated as v-maf avian musculoaponeurotic fibrosarcoma oncogene homolog Gb. Gene Ontology annotation, biological process: regulation of epidermal cell differentiation; regulation of transcription by RNA polymerase II. Gene Ontology annotation, molecular function: DNA-binding transcription factor activity, RNA polymerase II-specific; RNA polymerase II cis-regulatory region sequence-specific DNA binding. Lineage: Eukaryota; Metazoa; Chordata; Actinopteri; Osteoglossiformes; Mormyridae. The record is from RefSeq and is a predicted model, not a curated record. The coding region runs from base 1206 to 1694 and encodes 162 amino acids. The transcript is spliced from 4 exons. Gene Ontology annotation, cellular component: nucleus.